AUGGCUCCGUCACCAGACGACCCGACUGGAGAAUAUGCCUUCCUCGAGAAACUGAUUCGUCCUAUGGACAGACACCUCAUAUUCCCUCUCCUCGACCACUACUCACGCGACGACAACAUCUCCCCCGAACGACGCAAUGAUCUCCAACUCGCCAUCUUCCAAUUACUCAAGAACACCAACAUGGUCGACUAUGUCACAGAACUUUACGAUGGCCUCGAAGGCUCAAAACCCAGCGCGCCCAACUUCGAGCAGAAGCGCACCGAGGUCCUCUCAAAACUCAGCCGAUACGAAAAAGACACCGACACACUCUCAAAUCUCCUCUCCGACGAAGCAGUCACGUCACAACUGCGCUCAGACAAGGUUGCCAACUUAAAAUAUCUCGAAGAGCAACACCAAGUCACACCACAGAUGAUUGAAGAUCUCUAUUCGUUCGGUCGCUUCAGAUAUGAGAUGGGCACAUAUGGCGAGGCCGCAGACCUGCUCUACAGAUUCAGAGUCUUGUCCACCGACAACGACAAAGUCGCAAAGGCUACAUGGGGCAAGCUGGUAUGCGAGAUCUUGGGUGAAGAAUGGGAGUCUGCUAUGGAGGAGGUCGAUAAGGUCAAGGAGCACAUCGAAACCCGCCUGUUCAACAACCCCCGCGCUCAACUCACUGCUCGAGAAUCACUUGUCCACUACGCUCUGUUCCCCUUCUUCAAUUACGAGCCAGCACGGGACAAACUCAUCGAACUCUACUUCUCACCACCAUACAUCUCUUCCAUCCAGACAGUCUGCCCGUGGAUCCUACGAUAUCUUGCUGCCGCAGUCAUCUCUAACCGCACACGGAUGAACAACUCGCACAACUACCAGAAGCAGAUUAAGGAUCUGGUCAGAGUAGUCAAGCAGGAAGUCUAUGAGUAUCAAGACCCCGUCACCGAAUUCGUCAAGGCUCUCUACGUCGACUUCGAUUUUGAGGAGGCACAGAAGAAGUUGUUGGAAGCCGAAAAUGUCCUUCGAGGCGACUUCUUCCUUGGCUCAUCGACAGAUGCUUUCGUCGAGGCUGCCCGUCAUCUCAUUUCGGAAUCAUACUGCAAGAUUCAUCAGAGAAUCGAUAUCAAGGACCUCUCCACCCGACUAGGCAUGUCUGAUUCCGAAGGCGAGAAAUGGAUUGUCGACCUCAUUCGUGACACCCGCCUCGACGCGAAGAUCGACUACAAGGCCGGCACCGUCAUCAUGAACCAUCCCCCACAGAGCGUCUACCAGCAGGUGAUCGAGAAGACGAAGGGCGCGUUCUUUAGGACACAGGUGUUGAGUGCUGCAGUAGCGAGGUGA
Cyphellophora attinorum is the source of this 1311-nucleotide messenger RNA. Its product is annotated as Eukaryotic translation initiation factor 3 subunit E. Gene Ontology annotation, molecular function: translation initiation factor activity. Lineage: Eukaryota; Fungi; Ascomycota; Eurotiomycetes; Chaetothyriales; Cyphellophoraceae. The transcript is spliced from 2 exons. Gene Ontology annotation, cellular component: cytoplasm; eukaryotic translation initiation factor 3 complex; nucleus. Bases 1 to 1311 code for a protein of 436 amino acids. The record is from RefSeq and is a predicted model, not a curated record. Gene Ontology annotation, biological process: translational initiation.